CAGUAUUUAGCUAAUGCAUUUGUUUAUCAGGUGGAUUAGGUCUAUCCUAAUGCUGCAAAUAAAUUACUGGGAAAAUGAAAUAAAUUAAAGCAGGGCUGAUACAAUCAAAAGAUUAAUUUCAUUCCUAGUGAGGCACAAAGUAAGGAAAGUAGAUAAUGAAAACUAGGUGUUUAGAGUUGUUUAAUUUUUUAUAAUAUCACUGGAAAGUAUGUUUCCUUAAUAAAUUUAAUGGCAGUAUGUUAAAAAUAGAUAAGACUAUUAAAAGGUUUUUAUUGCUGCGCUUUCCUUUUUACCUGCUUCUUUGCUUCAUCCUCCCUCCUGCUUUUACAACGGGUCGGUGUGACAAGUGUGCUUUUGUUCACGUUGCCUGUUUGUCUCUUUACUUGUAAAGGGAUUUACAAAGACCUCUGGCGUCGUUUGGCUGGCAAACAGAAGCAAAUUUGUACCGGUUUAGAAAGUUGAAAUAUCUCUGUUUCGGUGUCUUAACUGCUUAGACUACCUGAAGUAAUUCCAGUUGACUGAAGAAAAAAGUUUAUAGAUGUUUAAAGCACUCAGCUUUAACUCUCCCCAGUUAGUAUUCAUCGUGGCAAUAUACUGUAUGCUGUUUCUUAUAUAAUGUAAUCUCUUCUGCGGUUUUAGAGGAGCACAUUUAAGAUCAUGAGCUUUGUUUUUCUUACUUGCUGUGUAUGAGAACUCCAGGAUUUCAUCAAGAUAUGUUGAAUCCCAUAGAUUCCCUGUUUUGUAUGAGUGUAGAGACCAUUCAGUAGUUCUUUGUGUGGCUUAUGAGUUAAUGGUCAUGACCUUCUUCGCUGCUGCACCUUUCCUGUUCUUGCUUAUCAUAUGAUAGAAGACUGAAGCCUCAGAGAUGCUCUGCCAGGAUGUUAAAAUAUGUACCUUGUGAAUGAUUGCUUGACCUGUCUUACAAACAUGAGGAGAGUUGGAUAUAUAAACUGAAGAGUUUUGAGGGAUAGCUGCAAACUCUUUUUCUUUCUGAGAGCUGUUUUUUGGAGAAGGAGCUCUUGACAGAGGUCUUUUUAAUAUAUGUUUCACUCCUUGUUCCUCUGUUGAGUGGGACUUUUGUAAACCCAUACAAUCUACCUUGUAAUCCCAAGCAACAGGAAGAGGAUCCCUGCCCCAAAGAAUUUACAGGCUGUAAUAAAUAACAACAAGUAGAUGUGUGUUGUCAAGCAAAAGAAGCAUCUGAGAUACUCCUUGUCUCUGUGAAGAGCAGCAGUUGAAGCCUGCUUUGAAACAUUACAUUGAAAUCUAGUAGACAUCGCUGUAGAGGAGCUGUUGAGGAGGAGCUGUCAGGUUAAAUGGCCCCUAGUUUGUUUCAUCGUUAGGGAGGCUGCUCCAGGAUGGGGGUUACUGUAGUGUUGAUUGAACUUCUCAGUUCUGGAAGAGAAACUAAUAGAAGGGCUCUAAGGCCUGCAGGGCAAGCAUUUAUGAUUAGCGUGAGAAGAGCAGGGAUGGGCAGAGAUGACAAAAAUCGUAGGAUGGAAAAUGGUUCUUGCAGCAGCACUGCAAGUGUAAAUGGGAAAGGCAAGAUGGUAUCUGCCAAGGUCAGGUAAAACAUAGUGGUAGUCGUGAUGUGGGACAGUGAGAAUUUGGGUGAGAAUAUUAGCUUUGUGGGUAUGAAAUGUUUAAGAGACUUGUGCAGAAAGAGACCUGUGUGAAAAGCAUGUGCAAAGUUUAGGCUGGAUAUGCAGACCUAAUGAGCAUACUGAAUCAGAAAUAAGCUGUGGGCUUUCUGGCCUGCCUGCUAUGUGGGAAAUUAUGCCUUCGUUUCAGCUGCGAUGGAAUUGUUUUGAUUAGAAUAUCUGACGUGAUGUUAUGUUUUAGUUCUAAGAGAAAAACAAUGUUGAUAACACACUGAUGUUUAUAGCUACUGCUGAGCAGUGUUGUACAGAGCAGAGGCUGUUCAUAGCCAAAGGCCCAAGGAGCUGGGAGGAACAGAAGUAGCUCAGCUGGCUUCAACUAGACAGAGGGAUAUUCCAUGCCAUGUGACACCAUGCAGGAGGAAUUUUGAAGGGGGUGGGAGUUGAUUAUUUUUUUUUCUCUUCCACUGCUUGGGAGGCAAGCUGGGCAUCAGUUGGAAGGUGGCAAGCAAUUUCUUGAGCACUACUUGUUACAUACAUUGAUAAUAUAUAUAGUCAUAGCUAUUAUCCUUUUCCUUUUUUCUGUCUUAGUAAACAGUUUUAUCUCAACCCACAAGUUCUUUUUUUUCCCCCAAUUCUCUCCUCUGUCCCACUGGGAUGAGGGGAGUGAGCAAACAACUGUGUGGUGCUUAGCUGUCUGUCAGGUUAAAUCACAACAUCAUAGUGGUUAAGGAAGGAGGUAACAAGGAAGGUCUGACCGGUAGGCUUAACAGCUCUGUUGCAGCAAUGCUUAGCUGACAGUAUAGAAGUCUCAGGAGAAAUGUCAGCAAAAAAAACAACUUCUUUACUUUGGGGGGAUAUAGUUUUAGAUUGACAAGGUGGAUCAGUGAUCUGUCUACAUAAAUACACUGUUUGGAUAAGCUGUUGCUAAUAAAGGGGCUGAGAUGUGUCAACUGAUGUGAAACUGAGAUGUCUCAAGCGUUGAAUGAUACAAAGCUCUGGAGAGCAAAGGAUAUGAUUUAGGUUGGCGUCAAGUAAAAGGUUGAAAUGAAGCAAAGGUAAGUAAACUUUGAUAUUAAAUGUUGUCUUUCUGAAAUCUGUUGCUUACAGUUUUGAAGUAAUCUAAGGAGAUGAAUCCUCACUGUAUUGGGUCUUUGAGGAUUGGAUUCAGCAUAGCUAUUUUGAACUCAUUUGGAGAAGCUUUCUUCUGUCCUUUCCUCUGUGAAUUUGUGUUUUCAUUUUGUUUGUGGCCAAACAGCGAAGGAACUGUUUAUUAGUUUCUUUGCCUCAAGACUAGCUGUAAAAAAGAGAAGGAAGAAUAAGUUAUGAGAGGCAAGCAUUUGUAUCGAUAUCUUAAAUCUGUUUGAAGUGAAAAAUGUUAUUUAUUAAAUGCAUUAUUAAAGUUCAUACAUAAAAAAAUGGAAACUCUUUAGUACUUCCAUUCUGAAUUUUAAUAUAACUGGUGAUUUAUCUGUCUGUGUUCUCAGUAAGGCUAAUGUAUGACUCUUGUAUCACAGGAGGUGGAGAAAAAGCUCGUAAGCUUCACACAUCAAGAGGAAAGUUGUUACCCAGAGAGAGAAUUGACAGACUUAUUGAUCCAGGGUCUCCAUUCCUGGAGUUCUCCCAGUUUGCAGGCUACCAGUUGUAUGGUAAUGAAGAGGUUCCAGCGGGAGGUAUUAUCACAGGCAUUGGACGAAUAUCUGGGGUGGAAUGUUUGAUUGUUGCCAAUGAUGCAACUGUCAAAGGUGGUACCUACUAUCCCAUCACUGUUAAAAAACACUUACGUGCUCAAGAAAUUGCAAUGCAAAACCAUCUGCCUUGCAUAUAUUUGGUUGAUUCUGGAGGAGCAAAUUUACCUCGGCAAGCAGAAGUGUUUCCAGAUCGAGAUCAUUUUGGUCGCAUUUUCUAUAAUCAAGCAAUCAUGUCUUCUCAAGGAAUUCCGCAGAUAGCAGUAGUGAUGGGAUCCUGUACCGCAGGAGGCGCGUACGUACCUGCAAUGGCUGAUGAAAGCAUUAUUGUUGGCAAACAGGGAACAAUAUUCUUGGGAGGACCACCACUGGUAAGCAUGGGGAGGUUUUUUGCUAACGCAGCUCAUUACGCUGCUGACUGCUCUGUACAAUUUAAACUGUUCAGCCCUAUUUUGGCAAGAUGUUUCCAGAUCUUUUGUAGGAUAUUUUGCGUUUUUUAAAUAUAUCUGAAUGCU
This is a messenger RNA of Meleagris gallopavo (turkey), 3801 nucleotides long. NCBI's taxonomy places the organism in Eukaryota, Metazoa, Chordata, Aves, Galliformes, Phasianidae. The record is from RefSeq and is a predicted model, not a curated record.